Molecule: messenger RNA, 1182 nt
Organism: Diabrotica balteata
Lineage: Eukaryota; Metazoa; Arthropoda; Insecta; Coleoptera; Chrysomelidae
Source: the annotation of a GenBank genome assembly
AAAAAAUGACGGCAUAUUGUCAAACUAACGAUGGGCUUUAUAACUUCUGUUGUCAUUGUCAGUUUUCUGGCGAUUGUUGGAGUCACUGCCGAGUUAAUAGCUGUUGUACAGGUAGUUCGACAUGGUCAACGGACGCCGGUUAGAUUCUUUCCCACAAACAAAUAUUCUGAUAUGUCGUAUUGGGGAAACCUUGGUCCAGGACAACUAACAAAUGAAGGCAAACGUCAACAUUAUGAACUGGGUCAAUACACACGAAAAAGAUAUUCAAAUUUCCUUCCACAUAAAUAUAAUGGAUCCAGUUUCUAUGCUUACACAACAGAUGUUGAAAGGACCCACAUGUCAGCACAAUGCAAUGUUUAUUCCCUCUUUCCAGCAUUUGAGGAGCAGGUAUGGCGUAGAAAUGUAAACUGGCAACCAAUUCCUAUUCAUCCCAUCAGCAGAGAUGAUUUUUCUGGGGAACCCGCUUGCCCAAACUUUCAUGUACUUAGGGCUACUAUUUUAGAUGAUGAUUUAUCACAAUCAAUAGAUGCAAAAUAUGCAGCAGUAUACAAAUACAUAAACAAAUACUCUGGAUUAAACAUAAAAAGUUUCAACGACAUUCAUCCUAUUUUUGAUGAUUUUAAAAUUCAAGUUGACGUAGGACUUCCUCUUCCAGAUUGGGCUAAAGCUGUCUAUCCUGAACCUAUUACGUCUAUUGCAGGAUGGUUUUUUGAAUCCUACUCCAGAACAUACCAGAUGAAAAGAUUUACAACAGGAAGAUUUUUAAAUAAUAUCGUAGAAUAUUUUGAAAAUAUGUCGGAAAAUUGCAGCUACUCUCAAAAAUACCAAUUUUAUAGUGGUCAUGAUCUCAACAUCGCCUCAAUUUUAAACUCUUUUGGAGCAUUCAACCCACCCUACCCACCACAAUUUGCGAGUGCAAUAUAUAUGGAGCUUCAUGAGGAAAAUUGGCAACAUUUUGUAAAAGUGUUCAGCAAAGACGGAAAUAACAUAAAACAAAUUAGUGUUAAUGGAUGUACAUUAAACUGCCCUUUAUACGAGUUGAGGCAAGUUUUGAGUGAGGUGUUAAUUGAUAAAGAUACUCUUGAUGAAGAAUGCAGACAGAUCGAAGAAGUCAGUGAAUUGUCGCAGCGAUCUUUGAAAUUUUCAGCGGAAAGUCUUAAAGCCAAUAGCUUUUUGACGUAA